AUGGAUCGCCAACCAACGGCCAUCUCAACAUCCCACACAACCCCUCCCUCAGAAGCUCCGACUUCUCCAUCCGCCCAAGCCGGCGCCGACCGAUGCAUGCGCCACACGAAUAGCUGGACGCCCUCCAUCCAGCGACGACAGAGCUGGAGCCCGGAGGAGCAGAAGCAUGAGAUGCACAUGAACAAAAUUGAGCAGGUUGCUACAGGUCCUGGUUUUACAGAGCGAGAGGGCUCUUAG
Fusarium mangiferae is the source of this 237-nucleotide messenger RNA. RefSeq lists its product as uncharacterized. The transcript is spliced from 2 exons. Bases 1 to 237 code for a protein of 78 amino acids. The record is from RefSeq and is a predicted model, not a curated record. NCBI's taxonomy places the organism in Eukaryota, Fungi, Ascomycota, Sordariomycetes, Hypocreales, Nectriaceae.